UGCUGUGAUGAGUUCACGGGGGGCGUUUAGCUGGUGGGUGCCUAGGAUCGGGUUCCGCUAGGCUGGGCAAAAGGGAGCAGUUCAGGCUUUUAAAUAAGGGAGAGUCUGCCCUGCAAGCCAGCAGCGUCGAUGCGCUGUAAAGAUUUGUGAGCUCGCGUGCAACGGUCCGGCGAGUCUGAAGAGGGAAGGUGCGGACGCCUUCACUGGUUCUUCGGAACACACUUUCUGAACAUAGAAAGGGUCGUGGCUAAGAAAGCGGGGGCUCAUCUCUUCCCCGUUCUAAGAAGAGUUCUGGCAAAGAAGGCGGGCGUCCGCCCGGAGUAGGGGGGCUGCUGCACGCCCGGACUCACGAAAAGGUGUUAGCCGUUGUCCUUGGCGGUGAAGAGGAAGGGUGUCGGGUGGGGAAGGAAGAGUUGGGGAUACGCUGACCUUUUGGGGUGCCAGCUGCCGGCACAGGUGGCUGCUCACUGGGCGUUAGAGCGGGCGUGGGCGAGCUGAGCGAUCCGGUGAGCACGGCUCGGGGAACGAGCGGAUUUGAAGACCUCUUGCAAGGGAGAGAGGCUCGAGAUGGGCCCCCUGCUCUCUCUCGGGGUUGGGCUCCUGCUGCUCCUGCUGUGGGCCCGCUACAAGGGGAUCGCUUAUGUGCUGGUCCAUCACCGCUGGAUUUUCGUGUGCCUCUUCUUGCUGCCUCUUUCGGUCCUCUUCGACAUCUACUACCAGUUCCGCGCCUGGUUUGUGCAGAAGCUUCACAGCGCGCCACGGCAGCAUAACUUGCGAGUUCGCAACAUCCAAAGACAGGUACGAGAAUGGAAGAAAGAAGGCCAAAAGACAUAUAUGUGCACAGGCCGUCCUGGCUGGCUUACAGUGUCACUUCGUGUUGGAAAGUACAAGAAGACUCUUAAGAAUAUAACAAUCAACUUGAUGGAUGUUCUAGAGGUAGAUACGGAAAGACAGGUUGUCCGUGUGGAACCUCUGGUGACAAUGGGGCAGUUAACAGCACAUCUCAAUCCCAUGGGCUGGACCAUUCCAGUGGUACCGGAACUUGAUGAUCUUACAGUAGGUGGCUUGAUCAUGGGGACUGGCAUUGAAUCUUCCUCCCAUACUUAUGGACUAUUUCAGCACACCUGUGUGGCUUAUGAACUUGUCCUUGCUGAUGGAAGCCAUGUGAGGUGUACACCAGACGAGAAUUCAGAUCUAUUUUAUGCAGUACCUUGGUCUUGUGGUACACUGGGCUUCUUGGUUGCGGCAGAAAUAAAGAUGAUCCCAGCAAAGAAAUAUGUGAAAUUGCAUUAUGAGCCUGUAAGAGGAUUGAAGACUAUCUGUAAAAGAUUUGCUGAAGAAUCUGGGAGGAAAGAGAAUGAUUUUGUGGAGGGUCUGGUGUAUUCUUUGGAAGAGGCUGUCAUAAUGACAGGAGUUUUGACCAAUGAAGCUGAUCAGAGCAAGAUUAAUAGAAUCGGGAAAUACUACAAGCCAUGGUUUUUUAAGCAUGUGGAGAACUAUCUGAAAGCUAACAAGACGGGAGCAGAAUACAUUCCAACAAGGCAUUACUAUCACAGGCAUACACGGAGCAUUUUCUGGGAGCUCCAGGAUAUCAUUCCUUUUGGCAAUCACCCUAUUUUUCGCUUCCUUUUCGGCUGGAUGGUUCCUCCUAAAAUCUCCCUUUUAAAACUGACCCAAGGAGAAGCAAUUCGAAAGCUGUAUGAGCAGCACCACGUGGUUCAGGACAUGAUGAUCCCCAUGAAAAGCCUUGAGCAAUGUAUUGAAACUUUCCACAGUGACAUUAAAGUUUAUCCACUGUGGCUGUGCCCCUUCAUACUGCCUAAUAACCCUGGCAUGAUUCAUCCGAAAGGAGAUGAGGCAGAGCUGUAUGUAGAUGUGGGAGCCUAUGGAGAGCCCAAAACGAAACAUUUUGAAGCCAUGGCUUCCACCAGACAGAUAGAAAAGUUUGUAAGGCAUGUUCAUGGUUUUCAGAUGUUAUAUGCAGAUUGCUAUAUGACCCGUGAGGAGUUCUGGGAAAUGUUUGAUGGUUCCCUAUACCACAAGCUGAGGAAACAGUUUCAGUGCAAUAAUGCUUUUCCAGAGGUGUAUGAUAAAAUCUGCAAAGCUGCAAGGCAUUAAAUCCAAUUCACCCAAGCAAGGAAUCAAGGAGACAUUGGAUUUAACAAUAACUAAUUUCUGUGCUCCUAACAAAAAGAUGUUGUUGCUGUCCCAAAGACUUCAGGCAUCAUUAAGAGUGCAUACUCCUCCCUGUUUAUCAAAAUAUAACUGGUAAUUUCUUUUAAAAACAAUCUAUACCCUUCAUAAUGUUCUUUUUUAAGGAUUCCAUUUUUAACCUAUCUGGUUUAAUUAGCUUAGCUAUUGAUCUGCAUUGAUUUGUUUAGUGAUCUAGAAGGGAAAUGGAAAAAGCAGAAUCCUAAAGUAGAACAGUGACUUCUAGUUAAAAUUACACUUGAACUAGUAAUUGCCAGUGGGAGUUUUCUGAGAGAUCUGCUGCUGCAGAUGUCAUUGGAUGUCGUUCCAUUUUUAGAACGUGGCCUCUGUCUGAGAGUAGCGUCGAAUGCAGCUACCAAAUAAGACUGCCUUGCAAACGUCACAGUUGCCUAUGCCACAUUGCUAACCUCACCCAGGAUUUCCAUGAGCACCGUUUGCAUUAGACUCACCUCUAUAAACCUGUCUGACCACUUUCGGACUUUGUUUUUCAGGCAGUUUGAACCAGUCCACAUUCUUCUUAGCUUCAUUCUUCACUCACCUUUAUAUAUUUCUUUGGUGGUUCCCCUCAAGGUUUCUUUGCAGACAAAGACUGUUUCUGGCAUGCAAUGGAGAAGGAGGGCAUUUAUAUCUUUGUUUUGCCUGUUUAUAAAAUAGGUUGUUUUUGUCACAGUAUUACUGGUCUUUUAGCACACCCUGAUGAGCUGACGGGUUUUUCUCAGAGGUUCUCUUACAAGACAUGGAAUAUGUUACACAUAUGUAUACUUCUUCCUGUUAACAGGUUUAUAAUGUGCUUGUCAGAAAUGCAAGACUAGUCUCACUUUUAACUGAACACAGAAAGUAUUGCCACUGAUUUGACAUUGAACUGCAAAGAGAUUUCAUUUUUGUGCCUACCUAUUCUAUGCUUAUUUCAUGAAAUGUAGUAAAUGGCAGUGGAGUUUUGUAUAGUAGAAGAUCACGUACAUCAACCAUGCACUGAAAGGCAAGAUAUUUUUCUCUUGCCUUUUCAGUUGUCAAAUUGUUUCAAUCCCUUUACAGAGAUAUUUGUUGUGGGACUCUUCCAUUUCUACUAAGGAUUUUUAGUGCCUUAAACUGGAAGAAGCCUGGAUCAUUUUCAAAAGUUCAGUAGCAGUUAGAAGUGUGUACGUGUGUGUGUGCCUGUGCAAGAGACAGAGAACCUUUCUUUCCUUGCUGGCCAGACUUGUGCACCACACUUAGGAGAAAGGGAGUUGGAGGCCUUGUAUCAUGCAGCCCACUAUUACAUAUAUUUAAUCAAAGACUCGUUGAGUUGGUAGGCCUUAUUUCCAACUAAGAACACAGAGUUGGAGCUGUAGAGGUACAGAAGCCAAAUUCUCAAGUAGACAACAUGAAAGACUGGGUAUCAUUUCUUCGUUAUCUUCUCUAUUCCUGUCUGGGAUUUCAAAUGUUAAAGUGCGGCUGUUUUCUUUCCUGGAUUAAUAUAAACUACUAAUUAGAUUAAACUUUCUAAUAUUAGUUGGGUAAGUCUCUUUAAGAGACAGGGUACCAAUACCUCCAACAUAAUUUAACGCUUGAUCACUUUUCGUUCAAGCCAUGAAACUUGAAGCUACUGUUUUACAUCAAUAAUCAAUUUAAGGGGUCUUGUUUAAUUACUGCUUUACAUCAAUAAUCAAUUUAAGGGGGUGGGCUUUGUUUUGAUUUUAGUUACACCAGGUCUAGCCAAAAUGUGAUCCAAAGACUAAUUAUUUAUUUGAACAUAAGGAUAAAUCUUUGGCUUGAUAAAACAUGCCAUAUGAAUACAUAUAAGCAACUGUCUGUGGGGUUUGAUUUACAGUGCUCAGCUGAAGAUUUUAUUUAUCAGAGGGCUGGUUGCGAGCAAACUAAUGAGAUCUUCUAGUCAUUCAGAAGUGCACACAUGAUCACAUUGUGAGCCAUUGGACAAGUAUUUCUUGAGAGGUAAAGACACUGCUUACAGUUAGGUGGUCCUGUUCAUAUAUCUGAAAACCACUCUCAUGAUGCUUGUGAGAACAGAAAACGAGGGAAUCUACAAAAGGCCACCAUAGCUAUGCCAGUGUGUUUGGCAUAAGUUGAAUGCAGAAAUGGACUGGAGAGUUAAAGGUAAUCUGUGCUCACCUAUUUCUGUAGGAUAUGUCUUUCUUUUGUGCCACACAUGGUAUCACAGGUUGCAUCUGCAAGUGUGUGGGUUGUCCUCUGUUGUUGCAACUAUAGUACAAAGAGACAGCUCACUCAGAUGUUCUAAUCUAAUGCCAGAAGCAACAAUGUACUUUAUGUUGCAACUGUCAGCUGUUCUCUGCUGCUGUACUUGGGCAGAAAUUGUGGUAUUACCAUAUAAAUGUUAUUUUGAUGUGGCCAAAUAAAGUUGUGUUGAAGACUUUUAUUGUA
Messenger RNA from Varanus komodoensis (Komodo dragon), 4590 nucleotides. RefSeq names its product 24-dehydrocholesterol reductase (gene DHCR24). The record is from RefSeq and is a predicted model, not a curated record. Lineage: Eukaryota; Metazoa; Chordata; Lepidosauria; Squamata; Varanidae. Gene Ontology annotation, cellular component: cytoplasm; membrane. The coding region runs from base 568 to 2118 and encodes 516 amino acids. Gene Ontology annotation, biological process: steroid metabolic process. The transcript is spliced from 9 exons. Gene Ontology annotation, molecular function: FAD binding; Delta24(24-1) sterol reductase activity.